Molecule: messenger RNA, 2412 nt
Organism: Aplysia californica (California sea hare)
Lineage: Eukaryota; Metazoa; Mollusca; Gastropoda; Aplysiida; Aplysiidae
Source: RefSeq, a predicted model, not a curated record
CGUCAAUUGACCUACCUGCAUUUCUGUGGCAUUGAGUCUUUAGUGCAGGUAACAAUGCACACUCUGAACCUGUAAGCAAACAGUGCCGUCAGGACGACAAUAUGAGUCUGCUCUACGACAAGGUGGUCAACACCAUUGACAAACCGCCGGACCAGAGACUGGACUCCGAGAUAGAGCAGCUGUUGCCAUGGUUCCGCAAGAAGUCAGAUCUGUUUCAGUCGCUGCACUUAGGGCACGGUAGCCAUCCAUAUCAACACGACCUUGACCGAGGAAGAAUAUGAGUCGGUCAAACAGCUCCAACUGGACGAAGAAGCGGCGGUCAAGAAGGAGGAAGAGAAGGGGAGGGUGCUGGACCGGUCAAAAUAUGGCAUCUACGUCGGCAAGAUUGAUGCUGGGAAAAGUUUCGGUGAGCUGGCCUUGAUUAACGCCGACUGUGUCAGAAACGCCACCAUCAUCGCUGACGAGACCUCCGACCUCUUGUGUGUCGACAGAGAUCUCUACAACAGGUCACUGCGUGCCUUCCAGGCUAACGAGUUCGAGGAGCGUAAGGAGUUCGUGCGGUGCAGUCCCCUCUUCCACAACUGGCAGGUUCGCUAUAAGAAGAUGAUGGCCAUGAGUUUGAAGAAGAAAGUGCUGAAGUUUGAGGAUACUAUCGUGCGGCAGGGGGUACCAGUAGACGGGAUUUUCUUCGUUAUACAGGGUCAGUGCAAAGUCCGGCUUGACCCCAGCCAUCACGAGAACCAGUACCAACAACUGUACCCACUGGGAAACAUCGCAGAGUUAGAGCGUCAGAAGGCCAGAGAGUUACUGCGCAGAGAGAUGAACCUGGAGCGUAGCCGGACGUCCGACAGAAGUCGCUCGACGUACCAGCGCCGUGCUGUGCCGCAGUCAGAAGCCAAGAAACCCACGCUCAAGCCUUUAGAGCUGUGCCUUGCCAGGGCCGUGGAUACCAUAGGUGACCUGGAGAUGGCGAUGGGCUUGUCCACGUACUCCCAGACAGUGGAGUGUACGGAGGAAUCUAUCGUCUACCACCUCGACCAACGCAACUACGACAGACUCAUCGAAAAACGCAACCCUGCCACCCUUGAGAUGCUCAGGGACAUCGUACACACGAAGCUCACACUCCACUUCUCGCGCCUGCACGAAGACACGAUACCCUUGUACCGCUUCUUUCUCUACACGCUAGACGAAAAAGAAAAAGACGCACGUCGAGCAUCCAGAAUGUCCAGACUCAAAUCCCAACAGCAGGCCGAAGUGAACAUUGACAAUCUCCAGAAAGGGCCACUGGUCAAUAUGUACGGACCUGGCAGCGUGUUCUUCCUCAUCCGGAAAAGAGCGAAGGAGAUGAAACUGAGACAACAGAGGCGGGGGAGGGAUAGAGACUUCAGAUUCGGGACAGCGGCGAGCAGACAAACCGAGCACGUCCGAUUUGGUGGAGCGAAAGGUCUCCUGCCUCAGGCUUACAGCAACAACAACUUCACCUACCAUCAGAACGGGCUGGAGGAGGAAGGUGAAGGUCAUGAGUUACCAGCGGGGGCGAUGCUGAACUACUACCACCCGGACGCCGCCAUGCACGGAUUGGAGGACGCAGACUUCUAUGACGGGGAAGGACGAGAAUCGGCCUAAACCAGGCAACAAGGUGUACGUCCGAGCCAGGGUCAAGCCCAAGAACGUGUCUUUCUUCUCUGUCCAGAACGAGGGUGAGGACAAUGACGUGGCCGCUGAUGACCCUCUCAAGACGUCAGCCCCGAAUUCCAGGUCGCCAAUUUCCGGAACGUCCACAGACGUGCCCGGUGUUACAACGUCCUAAGAGCAGCAACAGUGAACCGCCUCGUAGUGCAGGGUUUACAAAGAAGAAGCGCAAACAGUACACGGCAGCAGAGUACCAGGCGUUGAAGGCAGAACUCCGUCAGAAGCAGAAAGCUUUCAUCUCUCUCCUGUCCCGACGCUCCAGCCCGUACUACUAGACGAUAACCACAGACAUUGUUACAGAAGUUGGCUGCUCUCUGGGGUUUUCUCCUGACUUUGUUAUAGUUAAGCAUAAAUUGACUGCUUCGUGAUGAACGCCAUUUUGAGAAGUGACGUAUCGCUUCCUCAGAAUUACAAAGCUCUGACAUCUUUGGCCAUUUGAAUAACUAGACCAUGAAUUCAGAAACUUAAUGUUCUAUCUGCUCUAUUUAAAUCGUAAAAUAAGUCAGAGUUUUUGGUUAUCAAGAUAUUCUGAGAAUUGCAUUCGAAAAGCUUGAAAUGGUGUGAAACUCAAAAUUGUUUACUUCAGAUUUCUCAAAACUAAGUAAUGAGCAGAUAGAACUUUGCAAAUCAAGGGCAGCGGUAUGACGGAGUUUUACACUAAGCAGUCGAAAUGAAGACCUGAUGGGGGAAACGGCCUUAAUCACAAGAAAACUAUUGAGG